AAAAUAAAACAAUGUAGGUUGAACUUAGAUAGGUAGGUACUCAUCAGUUAUAUUUUCUUGUCAUCAAAAGAUGAUAAAAAUAUUAAGUAGCUCAAAUCAAUGAAUUUAAUCUUGUUGAACCGUGUUUUAAUUUUCCAUUGUUUAUAAAUUUGAUAAGGGAUCUCCCGUGUAUAUAAAUAAUCGGCACAAUUAUGAGUAUGCACCAUUUACUUUGUGUUAAUAAAGAGAAUGAAGUUGGCUAUUGUAGUAGUGGUAGUAGUAGCCCUGGCGAUAGCACAGGCUGCCGCCACCCCCAAAAUUCUCACGAAGGAGUUUAUCGAUUCCAUCAACGAAAGACAGAAUAGCUGGACCGCGGGCCAAAAUUUCGACGAAAACAUGUCCAGAGCUCACAUGAAAUCCCUUCUCGGUUUGAGGGAAGAUUUCAGAAGGAACAGGCUUCCAGCCUUGACCCACGUCGAUACCGAUGUACCUGAAAAUUUUGACGCCCGUGAGCAAUGGCCGGACUGUAAGUCUAUUGGUCAGGUCAAGGAUCAGUCCGUGUGUGGAUCUUGCUGGGCUUUCGGUGCCGCUGAAGCAAUGACUGACAGAAUUUGCAUCCACUCCGACGGUAAAGUAAAGAAGUCUGUAUCUGCUGAAGAUUUGAUGACUUGUUGCUAUGAGUGCGGUUUUGGUUGCGAAGGUGGUUUCCUUUACGAAUCCUGGUCAUACUGGGUGGAUUCUGGUAUUGCUACUGGAGGCGGAUACAACACUUCUGAUAAGACUGUAUCUGCUGAAGAUUUGAUGACUUGUUGCUAUACCUGCGGUUAUGGUGGCGAUGGUGGUUACCUUUACCAAUCCUGGUCAUACUGGGUGGAAUCUGGUAUAGCUACUGGAGGCGUAAGAAAUUGAUAGAAGCACUCAAUUGGGCAAACUAAACAACUCUUUAUAGGGUUGCAGAUCUUAUUCCUUUGCUUGUUUCCUUAGGAGUUUACAAGCAUAUUAAGGUGAAUUUUCGGGAGGGCACGCCAAUAAAAUCUUGGGAUGGGAUGUGAAAAACGAUACUUCUUACUGGAUGAUUGUCAACUCCUAAAAUGAGGAUUGGGGAGACCAGGGAUACUACUACAAUGUAGGUUAAACUUAGGUAGGUACUCAUCAGUUAUAUUUUGAUGUCAUCAAAAGAUGAUAAAACUUUUAAGUAUGAAUUUAAUCUUAUUGAAUCUAGUGUUUUAAUUUUCCAUUGUUUAUAAAUUUGAUAAGGUAAUCUCCCGUGUAUAUAAAUAAUCGGCACAAUUAUUAGUAUGCACCAUUUAGUUUGUGUUAAUAAAUAGAAUGAAGUUGGCUAUUGUAGUAGUGGUAGUCGUAGCCCUGGCGAUAGCCCAGGCUGCGGCCUCCCCCAAAAUUCUUACGAAGGAGUUCAUCGAUUCCAUCAACGAAAGACAGAAUAGCUGGACCGCGGGCCAAAAUUUCGACGAAAACAUGUCCAGAGCUCACAUGAAAUCCCUUCUCGGUUUGAAGGAAGAUUUUAGAAAGAACAGGCUUCCAGCUUUGACCCACGUCGACGUCGAUGUACCUGAAACUUUCGACGCCCGUGAGCAAUGGCCGGACUGUAAGUCUAUUGGUCAGGUCAGGGAUCAGUCCGUGUGUGGAUCUUGCUGGGCUCUCGGUGCCGCUGAGGCAAUGACUGACAGAAUUUGCAUCCACUCCGACGGUAAAGUAAAGAAGACUGUAUCUGCUGAAGAUUUGAUGACUUGUUGCUCUUUCUGCGGUGAUGGUUGCGAUGGUGGUUACCUUUACCCAUCCUGGACAUACUGGAUGGAAUCUGGUAUUGCUACUGGAGGCGGAUACAACACUUCUGAUUGCGAACACCAUACAACUGGCUCCAAACCAACCUGUGGUGAUUCUCAACCAACACCAGCUUGUGUAAAGAAAUGCGAUGAUUCGUCGAUGAACUACAAAGAAGAAUUGACUUUCGGUAAAUCUGUUUACUCGAUUACAGGCCCGAAACAAAUCCAAAUUGAAAUCAUGAAGAACGGACCAGUGGAAGCUGCGUUCAACGCAUACGAAGAUUUCUUACUCUACAAAAAGGGAGUUUACAAGCACCUUGAAGGUGAAUAUUUGGGAGGACACGCCAUUAAAAUCUUGGGAUGGGGCGUGGAAAACGAUACUCCUUACUGGUUGAUUGCCAACUCCUGGAAUGAGGAUUGGGGAGACCAGGGAUACUUCAAGAUCCUGCGUGGAAAGAACCAUGUUGGCAUUGAAGGAGAGGUUGUAGCAGGACUACCAAAAUUGGAUUGAAUCUAGGUUGAACGAUUUUUAUAACUAUGCUAUUUUUGUAAAAUUUAAAUAAAAAAAAUUCUAGAAAUUUGUUGAUUUGUUUUCUUGUCAAUAUUUUCGACUUUUUCGGUAUACUUAGACUUAAUAUUUGCUUAUGUCCUGAAUCUUCAUGUUUAUCAUUGCUUUCA
Molecule: messenger RNA, 2441 nt
Organism: Brassicogethes aeneus
Lineage: Eukaryota; Metazoa; Arthropoda; Insecta; Coleoptera; Nitidulidae
Source: the annotation of a GenBank genome assembly